This is a messenger RNA of Gongylonema pulchrum, 1023 nucleotides long. The record is from the annotation of a GenBank genome assembly. NCBI's taxonomy places the organism in Eukaryota, Metazoa, Nematoda, Chromadorea, Rhabditida, Gongylonematidae.
AUGCUCGAUGGUAUCCUUCGUCUGUGCCUUUUUUGGCGCUCAUAUAUUGUUGUAUCGCCGAUUUAUCGACUUCCGGUAAAUGAUACUGGAAGCGCCGAGCCUGUGCCUCCUACAGUCACCGCACAGCUUCAAAUUACAGACAGCAGUUUUGUGGUGUGUUGGGAAAGUGUUUUGCAACGAAUGUACAAGGUAUCACUGCAUUUACUGGACGGGAAGGAGAUUUCAACAGCAGAGGUGGAAGGUACUUGUUAUUUGUUUCAAGAUUUCCCAACCGAGAACUGCUGCCGUGUGCAAAUUGGCUAUUCGGGAGUACAUGCAAACACUGCUACUGUUUCCUUGCAAAUCGAGAUCAUUGAUAAACCAGUGCAGCUGUCGCAGCAAUCACUAGGCGAACUGAUUUUCACGAAUGGCACUGCGUUGAUGAAGCUUUACGACGUUGAUGACUACGCGGUACUUAGCGAACCGAAGGUCACUCUCGAAGAAUGCUCAGCUUUCGUAAACACGGACAGGCGGCAAUCUGUAUUCUAUACAGACGCUAGAAUUUCCAUCAAUGCUACGCAACCUGUAGCAGUGAUAGCGCAUGAUUACCUUUCGAAUACUGCAGGCGAUAGCUCCACAUUGUUGCCUACAAAUAUGGCCGGAACAAGUUACACAUUUUCGCUACCCGCACCAGCAGCAAGCGGAAUUAGCAUUGCAUAUUUAUUGCCUGUCGAUAACAGUGUUACUCGAGUAAACAUAACUGCAAUAUACGAAUUCGGUGGGAAAACGAACGCGGUUUCAGAGGAACUAAAUCUAGUUGGUAAACAAAGGACGCUGUAUGCCUAUCAGAGCGAAGAAGCAGUGAGCCUACUCAUCCAGAGCGACCUGCCUAUUCUGGUGGUUGCUGCUGUGCAACGCCUAUCUAACUCCAACUCGAAUAUGCCCAAAACAAAUUUCGACUGCUUUAUGCCUGCACCUCUUCUCGAUACCGGUAAGAAACUUUUUCAAGCUCCAUUCGUCAUGCGGCACGGUAAAAAGAGCUAA